AUGGCCAAACUCUUGGACACAAGUGUCUCAUGUGAUCAGGUACCCAUUAGAGUGUUUUGGUAAUCGAUAUCAACAUUAAUAUCAUCCAAUUUCAGAAGGAUUUCGUCUUGUCCUUGAGUUUUGAUUCUGACUUCCGGGGCAUUGUUUAUUCAGAAGAUGAUUUCCCAAACUGUGUCUACGUCAACGGGACCAUGUUGCCUCAACGGAAUUAUCAAUUAAAGAUCCCUUUGAUUGGAUGUGAGACCAGAACAAACGAAGAUGGCAACUUCGAGAACGCAAUCAUUGUUCAGGAAAACGCGGCUUUUGUCCAGAGUACUGACAAAAAGUACUUGUUAACUUGUAUUCCAAGUGCCGUUCCUAUUGGUCCCCAAAGGUUGGUUCGAAUAUAGUUUUAUUAGGUUGGACGGAAAGUUUGUACGAUUUUUUACUGCUGCUAUUUUUUCUUGCGCUGAUGGAAAAAGACAAACACAAAUAUAUGGUGUCGGUAGGGGACAGGCAUCCCUAUCUAGCAGUACAACCUUCAGCCAUCUUAAGCAUUUACGAACUGAGAACUUAAUUUAGACAUUUACCCAUCUUUGGUCCAAAAUUACAAAUCCUUGGCUGGUUUGUUUAAUAAGGCCUACCAGGAAAUUGUUUUGGCACUGCUAAAAAGCCUUCUUCUGUAGCUCUUAAUAUGCGUAAAGUCGCCGGGGACUAAAUCAAAACAUAGCCAUAAAAUUUGACUUUUGCAGGACCACCCCAAGUUUGAAUAUAACUGCAACCGCCGCUUUGCCGGUGCAUUUCUAUGUGUAAAACUAUGAUAUGCAGAAACUAAGGACAAUCCCUUACACUCAGCUACCCCGCAAUAGCCAACUGUUUUGCCGUACGACAUAAUAGAACUAAAUUACUUUUCUCAAAAAAUCGUUGGUGAACUGUUGGAUCAUCCCGUACAAUUCUAAAAAGAGCUCAUAACAUCUUUCCACUCCUCCCUUUCUUGGGUGCAAAAUAGAGCCGCUUUAUUGCUCUACUACCUCGUGAAACAAUGGGCUACCAUUGUUGACUGUCACAAAAUUACGCGCAUUGCUCUACAGCUAUAAUUUUUGGCAAUUUUGUCUCUUUGCGGAUAACCCGAGGCAUCUGUGAUCCGGUUUACUCAUGUUGCACGUAAAGGACUCUCUAUGUGCCUUACUGCACCCUAUUACAGAGACAGACAAUAAGAAAUACGCGGAAUAAUAAGAAAAAGUUUUCAUAGGGGGCCUUUGCUGAAGACUUGGUUGAAAGUGUUGCUAUUAUUUUAUCCGACACGCUUUUUUAUGAUUUCUAAUUGUGUUUAACGUAGUCAGAAAGACCACUGGACAUUGCCUAAAAAGUUUCAGAGCUUCAUCGAAAGCGAUCUGGAAACUAGAGUUUGCGUUCUGGACCCUACCCGAAAUAGCCGCAAAGCGGAAAACCUCUUAUAAUUAAGCUCGUUUUGGCGGAGCUAACGAUUGGCACGUAGCAUAUAAAUCUUCACACUGUACUCUUGUAUAUGCUAGGUAUUUACGGUGGGCAAUCGGUCUUGGCGCGAAAAAAAUUAAAUUGAAAUUUGGGUAAAAAAUCGUACGAACUUUCCGUCCAACCUAAUAUUUUAUUUUUUCUUUACUUUCAGAGAGUCUCUGAUUACGGUAGAUUUUGGAGGGGUGACGAUUGAUAACAGCCACACAACUCCCGAGGUGAUCAGUGCUUCAUUGCCUCCGGGCUCGGCCAAACCUCCACUCAAAUAUACGGUUGAAAUCAGGGCUGGGCAUUCUCUGACUUCUCCAACUUCAUUUAAUGCAUUGAAUAUAGGAGAUCCGAUUGUAAGAUUUGAUGAGAAUACAGUAAACUUUUCAGAGUUAUGUUGUGAGAAUUCAAAAGCCAGUUUCUGAUACCCAAAUUGGCCGUUGUUGGGCGACGGAUGCCAAGUCUAACCUGGAACUGAGCGAUGAGAAUGGAUGCACUUUACAACCGCGAGCUAGCAUCUGGAAUGCUUUUGAGAGGCUAAACAGUGAUGACGAAGUUAUUUUUGUGAACAAGAUUAAAGCCUGGGCAUUCCCAACCAGGUAAACAAAAAAUAUUCUGAUUGACCAUAUUUCGACUUUAAUUUAAUUUUGUUGUCCAGCGAUGAAGUAAAUAUCUUCUGCAAUCUGAGGGUGUGCAUGAGUCGAGCCUGUGAAUUGAGUAAUUGUUCGAGUACCACCAGAAGAAUGAGGAGGCAUUUUUCUCAUCCAGUGGGGGCCAUCUCGUCAGUGGAGAGGAUCCAUGCUCAACUCCGUCUUCGGAGACAAGCCUUAUCUUCAGUCUCGUCUACAGUAAGUUCCGUUUAAAGCUCUACAUUCAUGUUGCAGGAUCUGUUGACUCAAUCUUUUGUCGAUCAGGACAAGAUUGUAUGCUUGACGACCUCCCAUUUGGCCUUACUGGCCAGCUGCAUUCUGGUGUUGUUGAUCUUGGUCGUGGUGUUUAUUUUUAUCGUGACCCCCAACAGAUUCUUGAACAAUCUGAAACUUUAA
Molecule: messenger RNA, 2507 nt
Organism: Bursaphelenchus xylophilus (pine wood nematode)
Lineage: Eukaryota; Metazoa; Nematoda; Chromadorea; Rhabditida; Aphelenchoididae
Source: the annotation of a GenBank genome assembly